Molecule: messenger RNA, 1516 nt
Organism: Sorghum bicolor (sorghum)
Lineage: Eukaryota; Viridiplantae; Streptophyta; Magnoliopsida; Poales; Poaceae
Product: probable 6-phosphogluconolactonase 1
Exons: 4
Coding region: 329-1162 (277 amino acids)
Biological process (GO): carbohydrate metabolic process; pentose-phosphate shunt
Molecular function (GO): 6-phosphogluconolactonase activity
Source: RefSeq, a predicted model, not a curated record
UCCUUCUCCAUGUAAAAAUUACGCCCGAACGAACUCAACCCUGCUCCCGCGAGCGCAGAUAUAAAAUAAAGGGCACUCAUGCCUGCUUUCUUGUUCCCCCCUGGCCCUUCUUUCAUUAUUCUUCUGCGCUCUGUUCUCUUGCGGCACUGGGUAUACAUACAACAAGGGAAGAGGGAGGGGAGGCAAAUGCUUGGCACAGAUUCUUCAUUUUAAGAUAUUUGAAAUGUCAGUAGGGCUUGGCCUUCUGGAAUGCCCUGCUAAACCAUAGGCGUGUUCUGUUGGAAGUUGGAACAAAAACUUGAUUGAAAGUUCAAGCCUAAACAAAACCAUGGAGAGUGAAAUCAUGGCCCCCUAUGAAACCAAGCAGAACUGCGAAAUAAGGGUAUUCGAGAGUUCAGACGAGAUGGCAACAGAUCUGGCAGAGUUUAUUUCACAAGCUUCAGAAAUUUCAGUUAAGGAAAGAGGAUACUUUGCUAUUGCUCUUUCUGGAGGACCCCUUGUCAGACAUAUGCGGAAGCUCUGUGAAGCACCAUACAACAAGACCCUUGAUUGGUCUAAAUGGUACAUCUUCUGGGCUGAAGAACGUGCAGUAGCAAAGAACCAUGCAGAGAGUAACUACAAAUUAGCAAAGGAAGAAUUUAUCUCCAAGGUGCCUAUUCCUAAUGGUCAUGUCUACUCCAUCAACGACAAUGCAACGGUGGAAGAGGCAGCAACUGACUAUGAAUUUGUCAUCCGGCAGCUGGUCAAGGUUCAGAGAGUUGGAGUCUCAAAGAUCAACGACUGCCCCAAAUUUGACCUUAUUCUUCUGAACAUUGGUCCUGACGGGCAUGUAGCCUCAUUGUUCCCCGACCAUCCAGCGCUUGAGGUGAAAAAUGACUGGGUCACCUACAUCACUGACUCUCCAGAGCCUCCACCUGAGAGGAUUACCUUCACCCUUCCUGUGAUAAACUCGGCAUCAAACAUCGCCAUAGUUGCCACCGGAGAAGACAGGGCAAACGCUGUCUCUUUUUCCAUUUCUGACUGUCAAGAAGGCCCAGAUGCUAAAACAAUACCGGCUGGAAUGGUUCAACCAACUGAUGGGAAGUUGGUAUGGUUUCUGGACGAGGCCGCUGCUUCAUCUCUUGAAGCUGCAAAUGGUGCUUACGAGCAUCAAGGGUACUGAGACAACUGCAACUGUUGCAACCGCAGCGGAGUUAGACAUCCUUUUUGCUGUGAAUGAAGAGUUGUUCAUGUAGUUGACAGAUUUGGACGGGAGAAUUUCUGUACCUUGAGACAUGCAGACUGGGUGCUACCUUUGCGAGCCCUACUCUCUCUGAUUUCUUCAGAGUCGAAAAUUUCCAUAUCUUUUGCAGUUGGAUGUGGCCAAGAGUGAAGUAAUUUGUGUUUUAAAUGUCGAGACCUCAUAUCAGAGUAACUAAGUUCGACCAUAUAUUGGUCGCAACAUAUGGUCCUAUUUUAGUGUGUUGUCAGUUUUAUCCUAACUGAAAUUAGAUUCCUUUUUGUGACGGUUUUGGAA